Molecule: messenger RNA, 1672 nt
Organism: Macadamia integrifolia
Lineage: Eukaryota; Viridiplantae; Streptophyta; Magnoliopsida; Proteales; Proteaceae
Exons: 5
Coding region: 300-1511 (403 amino acids)
Biological process (GO): regulation of flower development
Cellular component (GO): nucleus
Molecular function (GO): protein binding
Source: RefSeq, a predicted model, not a curated record
CAAAAAAAGAAAAAAGGAAAAAGGAAAAAAAAAAUAUAACCUCCAUAUUCCCUGAGUCUCUUCUUCUUCUUCUUCAUCUGUGUCUGAUAUAUCCUUCUUCUUGCUUCUCUAAUGGAGUUUCUUAUCUUCUCUUAUUUUGGUUUGAGCCAGGGAAUUGGAGCUUAGGUUAGAGCAUCAUAUGACAAGCACAUCACCAUCCAUGUUCUUGAACUACUUCUUAUAGGAAUUGAUCUCAGUGUUUGAAGUUUUUGUGAAUCCUGGUCGUUUAAUUAAGGUUUACGACGAAGACGAAGAAGAAGAUGUUACAGGAUAUGAUUCAUCCACCAGAGCAACGCCUUCCUAGCGAUAAGGAUAAUAUUGAAUUUUGUGAUCAAGAAUUUUUCCCUGAUCAGACUCUACAAAACUCUGAGGUCUCUUCCUGCUCAAACUGCUGCUUUGAAGAGAACUCUUACACUACCAAUCUCUCUUUCUCUUCAUUCCCUUCAGAUAUAGGAAAGUCCAAUAACAACAGCAACAACAAUAACAGCAAUAACACCAACAAUCUCUCCAUCAUCUUUGAUUUUCAAGAUGAGAAUGAUAAUAAUAAUAUCUCGGCUUCGAUAGAUUUUUCUCCACAAUCGACAUUUUCGAAUAUGCCUCCAUUGUUAGCAACUCAACAAAAUCAGUUAUUUGAUCUCUCUUCACUGCAAUGCCAAAUUCCCUUAAUAGGGGAUAUGGGUAAUGUGGGGUUCUCAACAUACUCUCCUGAUGACCCAGUUGUCUCUCUCAACAAAGGACCUCCUCCAUUAAUACAAUCUGUUUUUGAAGAUGAUGAUCAUAAUUGCUUAUCUUCCUCAUUACCUUCUUAUGUUCGUUUGGAGGUCCCGUCUUCUCCUUCAUGUUCUUUCCUUGAUCCAACUAAUUUAGGACCUUUCUUGCCUGGGAAUUUGAGCACAACAAUACUAGCUGAUCCAUCAUCAGAACUAGUUUUUGGUGGAAAUAUUCUUAUGGGCUCUGAUUUGCAGCCACAAGAGUUGGAUUUUCAAGGUGAUAAUUGCGGAGUUUAUGGUUCUGAUUCAAUUCAUCAACAAGUUUACAACCCUGGUGAUAUACAGGCCCUUAAUAAUGAAAGAUCCCAACUGGUGAAUGGUGGUGGGAGUUCUACUCUAACAUCAGAAAUCUCCAAUUUGGAAGAAUCCACCUACAAGGUUGGAAAACUCUCAGUUGAAGAAAGGAAGGAGAAGAUCCAUAGGUACAUGAAGAAGAGAAAUGAGAGGAAUUUCAGUAAGAAGAUCAAGUAUGCAUGCCGGAAGACUCUUGCCGAUAGUCGGCCUCGUGUUAGAGGAAGAUUUGCCAAGAAUGAUGAGUUCGGAGAGGCAGCGAGAACCAGUUACAGCACUCAUGAAGACGAAGACGAUGAAGAGGUGCCGGUGAAAGAAGAAGAGGAAAUGGUUGACUCUUCAGAUAUUUUUGCUCAUAUUAGCGGCGUGAAUUCCUUCAAAUGCAAUUUCCCAAUCCAAUCUUGGAUAUGAAGAAGAUCAUUGAUCCUCAUGGUGAGAUCGCAAUCGUGUACAAUUUUGUAAGAUCCCCUCAUCACAGUGGAGCCGAUGAUAGUUCCGUUCAGUUGAAAUAAAUUGAUGGGGUGGACCAUUGUUAUUUCUAUAUAAAUAAAUAAUUGAAAUUUUAUAUCAAA